UCGGUUAACCUCCGGCCUCAUAGCACGACACCUCCCAAAACCCUUGCUGAGGUUUCGCGAGGGCCUUCUCGAAGCCUAUCCGCCACCGCCUCCUCCUCCACCCCGGACUCUUAUCUCGAUCCCGGGCUAACGCUGGCUUCCACAGCUUCCUCCCUCCCGAUCCCUCUAUGGCGAGCCCACGAGCUCGGCGGCAGAAUGUCGCGGCAGAAACCCUCCGAGAACUCGGUCCUCCACCUCCCGUUUCCGUCCUGUCUGACCUCGACUGGCCCUCGCCCAGUCCCCGGUCGCUGCGUUCCCCUCAGUGCCCUCCGUUCGUCCCCGUUCCCUCUCCGAUCCGAACCGCAGGAGCCCGAGGACUCAUUCCCGGUGGUCUUCUCCCAGAUAAGCCCGCUCCAAUCCCCUCUUGUGUUAGACCCUGAUGAUGUCGUAGACGAUGAUGCCGCGGGCUACCUCAACGGGGCUUAUAAUUCUUCGUGGCUUGGCCGCGGCAUCGCGCUUGAUUUCCCUGGAGAAGCGGUAAAGACGGUCAUUUGCGAAGAGCCGGCUUGGAUUCCUCCGGGUUACUCAAUCGAGCUCGUUGCGGAGAGCCAUGUCGGGAGCUUGGAAUCUCGGAGGGCAGAAAGGAGAAAGUAUAAUUCUCUGAGGAGGAGACAGAUUAAGGCGGAAACGGAGGCGUGGGAGAGGGCCGCGCAGGAGUACAAAGAAUUGGAGAGGGAGAUGCUCGAGAAGAAGCUGGCCCCGAGCUUGCCGUAUGUGAAAUCACUUUUCUUGGGCUGGUUCGAGCCAUUGCGGGAUGUAAUUGAGAGGGAGCAGAGGUUGCAGAAGACAAAGAUGCAGAAGGCUGCCUAUGCCCCCCAUAUUGGGCUCCUCCCGGCUGAUAAGAUGGCAGUCAUUGUGAUGCAUAAGAUGAUGGGGCUAUUGAUGGUGGGCCAGGAGGAUGGGUGCAUCCGGCUUGUUCAAGCAGCAAUUCGAAUUGGGGAAGCAAUAGAACAGGAGUUUAAGAUUCAGGCUUAUCUCGAGAAGAGUAAGAGACCAAGAAGAAGGAAAAAUGAAGGUGAUCGAAAUAUUAUCUUGUGCACACAGCAAGAGAUCUUGAGGAAAAAGGUGAUGAAAUUGAUAAAAAUGAAAAGACUGAUUGAGGUUCAGAAGCUUCUAAGAAAUGAGAUUGAGAUGGAGUCUUGGGGUCGUGAUGGCCAAGCCAAGCUGGGGAGUCGCUUAAUUGAAUUACUCUUAGAAUCAGCAUUUGUACAAGUACCAUGUGAUAGUUUAGCAGACUGUCCACCUGAAAUUUUGCCUGCUUUUAGACACACAUUUAAAAAUAUUUCCAAGGAAAAUGGCAAAUCAAUCAAUAGAUACGGGGUUAUAGAAUGUGAUCCAUUAGUCCACAAGGGUUUCGAUAGCACUGCGAGGUAUAUGGUCAUCCCUUACCUCCCAAUGUUGAUACCGCCAAAAAGUUGGAAGGGGUACGACAAUGGUGGACAUCUGUUUCUGCCUUCAUAUGUUAUGCGGACACAUGGGGCACAAGAACAACAAAAAGCAAUUAAAAGUGUCCCGAGAAAGCAGCUGCAGAAAGUAUUUGAGGCACUAGAUACACUUGGAAGAACAAAAUGGAGGAUAAAUAGAAGAAUUCUUGAUGUUAUAGAGAUUGUUUGGAGCAGAGGGGGAGGUAUUGCAGGUUUGGUUGAUCGAAAAGAUAUCCAACUACCUGAUAGACCUGAGACUGAGGAUUUGACUGAGAUCAAGAAAUGGAGGUGGAGCACUAGAAAAGCUAAAAAGGCUAAUAGCGAGAUGCAUGCUCAACGUUGUGAUGUAGAACUUAAGCUUUCUGUAGCACAUAAAAUGAGGGAUGAGGAAGGAUUCUAUUAUCCUCAUAAUAUUGACUUCCGAGGUCGUGCAUACCCGAUGCAUUCACAUCUAAACCAUUUGAGUUCAGAUCUAUGUCGAGGAAUUCUGGAAUUUGCUGAAGGAAAACCCCUGGGGAAAUCUGGUUUACACUGGCUGAAAAUACAUUUGGCAAACAUAUAUGGUGGAGGUGUUGAAAAGCUUUCCUAUGACAGGAGGCUGACUUUUGUCAAGAACCAUUUGAGAGAUAUAUUUGAUUCAGCAGAAAAUCCUAUUGAUGGUAACCGCUGGUGGAUAAGUGCUGAAGAUCCAUUCCAGUGCUUGGCUGCAUGUAUUGAUCUUACCAAAGCCUUAAAAAGCUCAUCGCCACACAUGGCCAUCUCUCACUUGCCCAUUCAUCAGGAUGGUUCUUGUAAUGGUUUGCAGCAUUAUGCAGCUCUAGGGAGAGACUGUUUGGAGGCAGCUGCUGUUAACUUGGUCGCUGGAGAAAAACCUGCAGAUGUUUAUUCAGAGAUAGCUAUGAGGGUCAGAGAAAUCAUACAAAAAGACUCCCAGAAAGAUCCUACUGUUGAUCCGACAGCUUUGUUGGCUAAAGUCCUAGUUGAUCAGGUGGAUCGGAAGCUUGUUAAGCAAACGGUAAUGACAUCAGUUUAUGGUGUCACAUAUGUUGGUGCCCGGGAACAGAUCAAGAGGAGGCUUGAAGAGAAGGGACUGAUUACUGAUGAUAGACUACUAUUUGGUGCAUCUUGCUAUGCUGCUAAAGUGACUUUGAAUGCUCUAGGUGAGAUGUUUGAAGCUGCACGUGGUAUUAUGAAAUGGUUGGGAGAUUGUGCAAAGAUCAUUGCUUCAGAAAAUGAGCCUGUGAAAUGGACGACUCCUCUUGGGCUCCCGGUUGUUCAGCCUUAUAGAAAUUCUGAGAGACAUCAGAUAAGAACUUCCCUCCAGGUUCUGACAUUACAAAGGGAGGGUCAAUCGCAGGUUUCAGUUAAGCGGCAGAAGACAGCUUUUCCGCCAAAUUUUGUACACUCUCUUGAUGGUUCACACAUGAUGAUGACUGCUAUCUCUUGCAAAAAUGCUGGCUUACAUUUUGCAGGAGUACACGAUUCCUUUUGGACCCAUGCAUGUGAUGUUGACAGGAUGAACCAAAUCUUAAGAGAGGAAUUUGUGGCUCUUUACAACAUUCCAAUUCUGGAGAACUUGCUCGAUGGUUUCCAAACAUCCUUCCCGACGCUGACAUUUCCUCCACUGCCAGAUCGAGGCGAUUUUGACCUUAAAAAAGUUUUGGAGUCUCCUUACUUUUUCAACUGAUUCAUAUUCGUUAUUUUGAUUCCAGUUAUGUUAACUGACUGGCCUCAAGCUCCUCAUUGAAGGUCCAGUACCUCAUGCUAGACAGAACAAAUACGCUACAGAUAGAGCAAUCAGGACAUGCAGGCUUGGCAGAAAAGUGGCACCUGAGAUGUAAAGCAGAAGCAUAUAAAACACCACAUGAAUUUUACAUGGAUAGAAACAUGUGAGGAUGCUGCUUUCCAGAUUGCAUGAGAGUAACUAAUCGCUGACACUGGUUAGGGAUGACCUCAGUUGCUUGAGAUGAGGUAUGCUGAAUUUUAUUAUUUGUCUCUGCCUCUUUUCGAAGUUUACCUUUGUUGUCAAAAGGCAAAACAAUAAUAUAUUCUCAUUUUUUUUAUUGACACUUGUACAAUAUUUUGGGAAAAAUUAGUAAUACACCAAAUAAAGUUGUUCCAAAUCGCUAGAAUA
This is a messenger RNA of Musa acuminata AAA Group (dessert banana), 3597 nucleotides long. Its product is annotated as DNA-directed RNA polymerase 3B, chloroplastic-like. Gene Ontology annotation, cellular component: mitochondrial DNA-directed RNA polymerase complex. The transcript has 19 exons. Gene Ontology annotation, biological process: mitochondrial transcription. Bases 196 to 3150 code for a protein of 984 amino acids. NCBI's taxonomy places the organism in Eukaryota, Viridiplantae, Streptophyta, Magnoliopsida, Zingiberales, Musaceae. Gene Ontology annotation, molecular function: DNA-directed RNA polymerase activity; DNA binding. The record is from RefSeq and is a predicted model, not a curated record.